Molecule: messenger RNA, 948 nt
Organism: Beauveria bassiana ARSEF 2860
Lineage: Eukaryota; Fungi; Ascomycota; Sordariomycetes; Hypocreales; Cordycipitaceae
Product: cyclase protein
Exons: 3
Coding region: 1-948 (315 amino acids)
Molecular function (GO): arylformamidase activity
Source: RefSeq, a predicted model, not a curated record
AUGCCCGCCAGACCGUCCUUUGACUCGCUCCCGCUCCGCAAGGACGGACCUCCCGGCAAUGCGUGGGGCUUAUAUGGCGAGGACGACGAGCUCGGCACUCUCAACCUGCUGACGCCCGACACCACGACCAGCGCCGCCAAGGAAAUUAUUGACGGCACACGCGUGGCGACGGACUGGCCCCUGGACAGCAUGCAGCCGCCGGCGUUUGGCAGACAAGCCUUUAAGCACGAGAUCCUGAACAAGGCGCCGAGAGCCGUCAACGAUGACGUUGUUACUUUCAACACGCAGUCGAGCACGCAGUGGGAUGGCUUUCGCCACUACGGCGUGGAGGGAGGCCUAUUUUACAAUGGCACGACGCAGCAGCAGAUUUUGGGCUCGGACAGGAUCGGCACACAUGCGUGGGUCGAAACCGGAGGCAUCGUCGGUCGUGGCGUGCUACUUGAUUGGGCUGCCUGGGCCGAGAAAAAGGGUCUCAAAGUUGACAUCUUUAGCAAAUAUCCCAUCACCGCUGAGACUCUAAAUGAGGUCGCGGUGAGCCAAGGCACGACAUUUAGGCAUGGAGACAUCGUUUUCAUUCGCACUGGCUUCACGGAGACCUACGAUAGAUUGACAUCCGAGGCCAAAACGAAUCUUACCAAAGAAUUGACCCCGACUGCCAUUGGAGUGGAGAGCUCCAGAGACACGCUCAAAUGGAUCUGGGAUAACGGAUUUGCGGCCAUUGCCGGCGAUCAGCCAGCUAUGGAGGCUUGGCCACCUUCGAAGAACGGGUUCGUUCUUCACGAGUGGCUACUUGCGGGCUGGGGUAUGCCCAUUGGCGAAUUGUUCAAUUUGAAAAGACUGGCUGAGGAAUGUCGGGAAAAGAAGCGAUGGACCUUCUUCUUUAGCAGCAUGCCCAUCUACACCAGAGGUGGUGUUGCCAGUCCGCCGAACGGAGUGGCAAUUUUUUAA